Molecule: messenger RNA, 3429 nt
Organism: Oncorhynchus tshawytscha (Chinook salmon)
Lineage: Eukaryota; Metazoa; Chordata; Actinopteri; Salmoniformes; Salmonidae
Product: dnaJ homolog subfamily C member 5-like
Exons: 6
Coding region: 2208-2792 (194 amino acids)
Source: RefSeq, a predicted model, not a curated record
UGCGGAUCCUUCGCUCCUUAUUCCACACAGAUUUGGGCCCGCAAAAGACGAGGCCUCUAUAUUUUCUGCAUCUUUAUAAAAACGCAUACUCAUUUUUUGUCCAAAACUCCUCUCAGACGUGAUUCAUCGUGAUAUGUCUCAAAAUCUAAACAAAAGGAACGACCCCUCAAAAUACGACAGCUACCGAUAUACAGCAGUGGUGGAUGAAGUGAAAGGAAUCCUACGAGGAGAACUGGGGGCUGAGCUGUACCAUGGCAACAGUCAGGCUGAAUGCCAGUUGAGGGGCAUAAUGAGUACCCCUCUGGCCUCUCCUCCACUACAUCCCUCCCUCCCUCUCUUCUACGGCACUCUCAAUGCAAUUCCACACAAUCACACUCCUUGGGAGGUCCUGCGUCUUUUCCAGGCAACUGAAGCAACAGUGUGCCAAAUCACUCCACCAGCCAGUCACUCACCCUCAGCGAAGACUAGGCACAUGAUAGUAGAACCCCAUAUUAACCUUAGCAAAGGACAAGCCAAUCCAGACCCAUUAGAUUAGACUAGAUGUCGACUGGUGGCGUUCUAACGGGUCAGAAUGACUGGGCCUAGCUAUGUUGAUUAAUAAACUACAUUUUUCAUACACAUUUCAAAAAGUGUAGUUGAGGUUGGUGUUUAUUUGGUAUUUUUUACGAAGUGUUUUCAACAAACCACUCGACCACUCUAAAAUUACAUGCGCGUGUGCAUGCAUGUGUGUGUAUGUGUACACACUCCCGUGAGUGUGACUGUCUGUGGGAAAGGGAAAACAUUUGUUAAUUAAUUCCUCCAACAGUUCCUUUAUAGCACACACAUAUUGGUCCCUAGGCAGAAAUGCUCAGCUGCAUCAGGCACUCGGCAAGCCCAGGGGGCGCGGACUAUAGAGCAUGGAGUCCAGGGACAGGUUAGCCUUAUACCUGCUGAUUCCCCAAGCAGCUACAAGUAUCUUGUUGCAAUCCCCCCCACACCUCCCACCCCUCCUCCUUUGUCUGUGACAGCCUUUAGGGAACCAGAGGAGUUGCUAGCGCUAAUUGAUGAUACAGUGGGCCCCUCUGGAUAAGAGCAACUGACUAUUGGCAAAAAGUGGCAUUCCUUAUAUAACAUGUCCAGAUGUAAUAAGUCCACACAUUUAAUUUGACUAGACUUGAACAAUAAACAUGACUGGUUUUUAUCAGGAAAUUAACCUUCAAUACAAUUUUAAUCCAAUCCUUCAUGCCAAUCUGUGGUUUUCUAUGGACUUUCAACACCAUAAACAAUAAAUUACAACUGUGAUAUGCCACUCCUUGAAAGAAUCACUGGUCUGAUAACUUUACCUUAUCUAAAUUAUUAUCUAAAUUAUUAUAUAUCAAAUCAAAUUGCAUUGGUCACAUACACAUAAUUAGGUGAUGAUAUUGCAGAUGUAGUGAAAUGCUUGUAAAACAACAAACGUUCUGGGCUAAUAAUGUAAAAAAUAACACACAAAAAAAAACAAAAUACUGCAGUUACUUAGUGAACUAGAACCAGAGCUGCCAUUGUCUGUCGGCGCCAUCUUGCCUUUUACUAUUGCUAUCAUUAGUCUUUAUAUACACUGAGCUGAGGUGAAAACUAUUUAUAUUGUUACGGUAAACUUUGAGUCCACCUGCACACCCUUUAUGGAGCUACGUUUUUACCUCUGGUCAUGUUCAUCUGUAAAAUCUGCAUUUAUGUAUCGCCAUCUUGUGGAAAAAGAGUAUUCAUGCAGGAUAACAUUUUUUUUUCUAUAUUCCAGUAGGUGGUGCUCUUGUGUCACUGAAUACAGAGGUCUUGUGAAAACCAUGGUGGAAACCUAUCGAACCUACUGAACAGUAUACUAAACAGCACAACAUUACGUUAAAUAUUUUACCUUAUCUUUCACCAUCCUCCCAGACAGUCAUCAACCGGUUGACACCAUUUAUAUUCCACCCAAACACCUCAGUAUCCUGCAGUAUAGUAGACCUACAUCGAAGUCCCCUUUAAACUCCAACUCAACAUCCAGGUAACAAUGUUAAGGCCACUGGCUGCGAGGCCUGCUGAAAUGUGAGCCCAUGACUAUCUACCUGUAUGUUUUAUUCAUCUCAUCCACUGAUCUAGUCCUCCACAGAGCAGACACAUGACUCCACUGACCUGUCUGUCUCUCCCAGGGACGACUGGAGCACUGGAGCUGACGGCCUGGACAGAGGAACAGGUAAUGGUGAGAAAAGAUGUCAGAGCAAAGGCAACGUUCCCUGUCCACCUCAGGAGAGACCCUCUAUCUAGUCCUGGGCCUCGACAAGACUUCUACACCGGAUGACAUCAAGAAGUCCUACAGAAAACUUGCUUUGAAAUAUCAUCCAGACAAGAACCCAGAGAACCCGAACGCCACAGAUAAAUUCAAGGAGCUCAACAAUGCCCACUCCGUGCUGUCAGAUGCCUCCAAGAGGAACAUCUACGACAGCUAUGGCUCCCUCGGUCUGUACGUGGCACAGCAGUUUGGAGAGGAGAACGUCAAUGCUUAUUUCAUGCUCUCCAGUUGGUGGGCAAAGGGUCUGUUUGCGGUCUGCGGCGUGCUAACAGGCUGCUACUUCUGCUGCUGCCUAUGCUGCUGUUUCAACUGCUGCUGUGGGAAGUGUAAACCCAAAACUCCUGGAGAGGAGGACCCCGACAGCUACGUGUCCCCUGAAGACCUGGAGGAGCAGAUCCGCACAGACAUGGAGACAGACGCUGACGACGUCCCCAUAAUACAGCAGCCAACCAAUGCAAGCGAGAGGACCGGGUUGAUUGGUGACGGACGACGGGCCUAUACCUAACACAACUAAGAAGAAAGACCGGAGGACUGGUGAUGUCAUAGGGAUUCCAGAACUGGCUUUAAAUACCUGUAUUUGAGUAUUUGUUAUUUGAAUACUUAUUUCGAUAUAUUUUAGUAUUUUCAAAUAAUGUGGCCCGAAUCACUUACAACUAAGUAUUUGAAAGUGUUUUCAAAUAAUUUCCUAUAAAUAGCCUACUAUUUAACUUGUUUCAAAAACUAUUUUCCAAUACCUGGGUUAAAUGCAAGGUAGUGUAUUUGAGUCAUUUUAGUUCUGUAUUUUCAAAUACAUUCCAAUAUUCAACUACUUGUCUUUUCAAAUAAAACAUAUCUACUUACUUCCAAAUGUAUUUUAAAGUAAUUUAAAUACCCUAAAUAGUAUUUGAACCCAGGAUCUGAGGGGAUUCAUUCCUUGACCUGGUAGAUCCCAAAAGGGUUCCAAUUUCAUUUCACCCCUCGACUACACUUUGUAAAUUCUGAAUGAGUGUUAGUUUGUGUGCAUUGUGUUUGUUUGUUAUUUAUUCUGAACAAAAUACAAAGUAUCCCUAGAAUUGUGCAUUUAAAAUUGUGGCUGUGAAAGAAUUGAGAGAUGUCAGUAUUUUGUCAUGUGAACAAUAAAGACUGCCCUUUUUGAAAUGUUA